AUGAAUCACCAACAAAUAUCUUACUCUCCUGAAUGCAGAGAUUCAAUGUCUGAGAGCACUAUUCAAGAAUUCUUGGCACAGGGUUUACUAGCAACAUCGCUGUCUUGGCCGCAAUUCCACGCGUUAGUCGCUAAAGAUCAUGAACUGCUAUCUAACGAUCAGAUAGCUUACGUGUAUGAACAUUUGAAAAGGGAAGAGGAGAAGUUUCUCAAAAAUAGUCGAGAAAGGGUACAAGAGCAUUUAACGAAGACAAGAUCCAGGUCGAGAGAAAAUUUGGAAGCUACGCAAUUGAAAAGUACAGUGUCGGUUGAGGAUCUGGUGAAUUCCCUAUAUUCGGCACAUCAACUUUUGGAUGAUCAAACGACUCAACUCAACUCUAAUAUCAAUGAUUACGUACAGAAACUGCGGGUUAUCGAGGAACAGAUGAGACCCCUAAAGAAGCCAGGACAUAUUCACAGCAUCCUGGAAAAACUUGAAACUCUGGCUGACCAGGCCAAAGGUUCUCAAGACUAG
Molecule: messenger RNA, 513 nt
Organism: Lachancea sp. 'fantastica'
Lineage: Eukaryota; Fungi; Ascomycota; Saccharomycetes; Saccharomycetales; Saccharomycetaceae
Source: the annotation of a GenBank genome assembly